UUGAUUUUUUUAUCAAAUUUUAUAAUGGACUCAUCCAACUCCUCUGGUGCUUCGAGUAGUGAUAUUUUCAUGCUUUCUGCAUUAUCGGUUGAAGAUUUUGAAGAAGCAAUAGAUGAGCAUGGACAAGGAGGCAACCAAAUGAUAAGGAUUGAGCUGCAGGGUGUCGUUGGUCGUAUUGUAGUUUGGGAUCAAGAUCACUCCGAGUUCAUUUCAGAGACUUUAAUGGAGGAGUUCAUUCAUAAUGGAAUAAUUGCUUUCAACAAUCAACGCAUACAAGAAAAUGUAGAUAUUCGCCGUCCUUUAUUUUAUGAAAGGACAGUCGUUCUUUAUGUCAAUGUUCUGCUUCCGACUUGGGUAGUAAAUGAUGGAACAAAUAAUUGGAUUAGAGUCGAGUAUACCUACCGAUCUGACUAUGACAUUCCUCAAUAUUAG
Messenger RNA from Meloidogyne enterolobii, 432 nucleotides. The record is from the annotation of a GenBank genome assembly. NCBI's taxonomy places the organism in Eukaryota, Metazoa, Nematoda, Chromadorea, Rhabditida, Meloidogynidae.